UCCGCCUGAGAGUCUGUGUGUGACAGAGAGCGAGAAACAACAUGGCUCCCGCUCACCUCCUGAGGGAAGCCAUCAACUACAUUUAAACCUCUCGCUCCCUCUCCCCAGCCAUGGUGCCCAGUGAGGACAAUCAACUGGUCCCCAGGGAGGGUUUAUUUUGGAGUUGCAGACAAAGUAUCUUUGAUGAGAUGAAGAAGAAAUUCUCCCAGUUAGAAAAUGCAGCAGAUGAACCACGGGUGCUGUGUAUUGUUCAGGACACCACCAAUGCCAAGACAGUUACUGAACGCCUCACUCUGAACCUCCCAGCAUCAACUCCACUGAAACGCCUCUUUGAUGAUGUGUCAUCUAAAACAGGCUAUGUGAAUGGCACGUUCGAGUUGGUCUGGGGUAAUGGACUAAAUAAUGCAGACCAGAGUCCUUUAGAUUCCAGCAGUGAAACAUCUCUUAGUUCUGCUGGGUUUGAACCAGGAAAGAAAAACUUUCUUCAUCUCACAGAUAAAGAUGGUGAACAGCCUCAACUUGCAUUGGAUGAGUCUGGUGCAGCAGACAGCAGUGGCCUUGAUGACAGCUGUCAAGAAAGGAUCAUUAAUCCUCAACAAAGGGAGAGCACGGCUGGCUGUGGGGAGUACAACAGUCAGAGCUAUUCAUACUCACCCAUCCUGGGGAAGUCAGAAACUGGUUAUGUGGGAUUGGUAAAUCAAGCCAUGACCUGCUAUUUGAACAGCUUACUGCAAACACUCUUCAUGACUCCCGAGUUCAGGAAUGCACUGUACAAAUGGGAAUUUGAGGAUUCGGAGGAAGAUCCUGUUACUAGCAUUCCGUACCAACUCCAGAGACUGUUUGUCUUACUGCAGACGAGUAAGAAAAGAGCCGUAGAAACAACGGAUGUGACUCGGAGCUUUGGCUGGGAUAGUAGUGAAGCUUGGCAACAGCACGAUGUGCAAGAACUAUGCAGAGUUAUGUUUGAUGCACUGGAACAAAAAUGGAAGCAAACCGAACAGGCUGACCUCAUCAACCAGUUGUACCAAGGGAAACUGAAGGACUAUGUGCGUUGUCUGGAGUGUGGAUAUGAGGGCUGGAGAAUUGACACAUACCUCGAUAUCCCACUGGUUAUCAGACCAUAUGGAUCCAAUGUGGCAUUUAGUAGUGUGGAAGAAGCUUUACAAGCGUUUAUCCAACCUGAAACCCUAGAUGGUCCCAACCAAUACCUUUGUGAGCGCUGCAAGAAAAAAUGUGAUGCACGCAAGGGGUUGAAGUUCCUGCACUUCCCAUACCUAUUGACCCUGCAGCUGAAGAGGUUUGACUUUGACUACACAACAAUGCACAGGAUAAAGUUAAAUGACCGGAUGACUUUCCCAGCAGAGCUUGACAUGAGUCCCUUUAUAGAUGUGGAAGAGGAGAAAUCUCCUCAGACUGAGAGCUGCACAGACAGUGGUGCUGAGAAUGAAGGGAGUUGUCAUAGUGACCAGAUGAGCAACGACUUCUCAAAUGAUGAUGUUGUGGAUGAAGGAAUCUGCCUGGAAAGUAACCACAAUAGUGAAAAGACUUCAAAGGCAGGAAAUGAAAAGGGUUCCUGGAUUUACGAGCUCUUUUCGGUUAUGGUCCAUUCUGGAAGUGCUGCUGGUGGACAUUACUAUGCCUGUAUAAAAUCGUUUAGUGAUGGACAAUGGUACAGUUUUAAUGAUCAGCAUGUUAGCAGGAUUACUCAAGAUGAUAUUAGGAAAACCUAUGGUGGCUCUUCAGGGAGCAGAGGCUAUUAUUCCAGUGCUUUUGCCAGCUCAACAAAUGCAUACAUGUUAAUUUACAGACAAAAGGAUUCUGCAAGGAAUUCAAAGUUCUUGGAGGUUCUUGAAUUUCCCGAUCACAUCAAGGGACUGGUACAGAAGGAGAAGGAAAUAGAGGAACAAGAAAAAAGGCAGCGUGAAAUUGAACGUAAUACCUGCAAGAUCAAGUUGUUCUGUAUGCAUCCUGCACGGCAGGUAAUGAUGGAGAACAAGUUGGAGGUUCACAAGGACAGAACUCUGCAGGAAGCAGUGGAGGCAGCAUACAAGAUCAUGGAUUUAGAAGGUGUACUUCCUGUUGACUGUUGUCGACUUGUCAAGUAUGAUGAGUUCCAUGAUUACUUAGAACGUUCAUACGAGAGAGAAGAAGAUACACCAAUGGGAUUACUACUGGGUGGAGUAAAGUCAUCUUACAUGUUUGACUUGCUGUUAGAAACAAGACGACCUGAUCAAGUUUUUCAACCAUAUAAAUCGGGCGAAGUGAUGGUGAAAGUGCAUGUGGUUGACCUGAAGACAGAAACAGUGGCUCCACCCAUCAGUGUCCGGGCCUACCUUAAUCAGACAGUGACAGAGUUCAAACAGCUAAUUUCACAGACUUCAGGACUUUCCAUUGAGACUAUGCGUAUAGUAUUGGAGCGUUGUUGUAAUGAUCUACGACUACUGUAUGUGCCCAACAAAACACUGAAGGCUGAAGGUUUCUUCAGGAGUAAUAAGGUAUUUGUGGAAAGUUCGGAAACGCAAGACAAUCGUGUGGCAUUCACUGAGUCACACUUAUGGUGCCUGUUGGAUCAGCACGCCAACACCAUUAGGCUGUGCGUUUCCUUACCUGAACAAUCACCAGGAUCCCAAGGAGUAAAAAAUCUUUACCUAAAAGCUGCAGGGGAUCAAUGUAACCAGAAUACGUUUAUGAGUGUAAAAGGGUCUCCAGCUCACAGGAAAUCGGUGGAAGCUAUUUUGGAGGAGAGCACCGAGAAACUGAAGAAUCUGUCAAUGCAGCAGCAACAGCAGCAGAUGUCUUGUGGUCCAGGAGGAAAUGGAGACAGUCUAAAAAGCACAGACGCUAGUGACUUUGAAAAUAUUGAGUCACCUUCACAAAAGGCAGACUUGUCAGCCUCAGUUGACAACAGAGAACUAGAAAAUCGGAUUCCUUCCUCAGAUCCCGAGAAUCACUUUCAGUCAGAGGAGCGCUCCGAUUCCGAUUUAAAUAACGACAGGAGUACGAGUUCAGUCGACAGUGAUAUCUUGAGCUCCAGUCACAGUAGUGACACUUUGUGCAAUGCGGAAAAUACUUCCAACCCUUUGGCGAAUGGACUUGACUCUCACAGCAUUACGUACAGCCGUCGGUCAAAAGCAAAUGAAGGAAAGAAAGAAACGUGGGACACAGCAGAGGAGGAUUCUGGCACUGACAGUGAAUAUGAUGAGAAUGGGAAGAGCAGAGGCGCAACACCAUAUAUGUACUUCAGAGCAGAACAGAAUACUUGUGAAGAUGGAUCAGGUGAUGGACAAAAAAGUUUGUUAGUGUUUGUUGACAAACGAAUCACACUGGCUGCCUUUAAACACCAGUUAGAGCCGUGUGUUGGAGUUCCAUCUUCCCAGUUUAAGGUCUUCCGGGUCUAUGCUAACAACCAAGAGUUUGAGAGUGUUCGUCUAAACGAGACGCUGUCAUCGUUCUCUGAUGACAACAAGAUAACUAUUAGACUUGGAAGAGCACUGCGGAAAGGAGAAUACCGUGUCAAAGUCUACCAGCUGUUAGUGAAUGAUCCAGAGCCCUGUAAAUUUCUCCUCGAUGCUGUGUUUGCUAAAGGCAUGACAGUGUGCCAGUCAAAAGAGGAGCUGCUGCCGCAACUCAGAGAACAAUGUGGGUUGGAUCUCAGCAUUGACAGGUUUAGACUCCGAAAGAAAACCUGGAAAAACCCUGGAACCAUUUUUCUGGAUUGUCAUGUUUAUGAGGAAGAUAUCAAUAUCUCUAGUAACUGGGAAGUGUUCCUUGAAGCACUUGAUGACCCCGAGAAGAUGAAAUCCAUGUCACAGCUGGCUGUGCUGACCAGACAGUGGAGGCCAUCGGAGAUCAAGCUGGAGGCUUUCCGGGAGGUGGUCCUGGAGAGCAGCAGUGUUGAAGAGCUGAAAGAGAAGCUAUGUUCGAUAAGUAAAAUUCCUGUUGAAAACCUAGAGUUUGCAAAGGGCAGGGGGACAUUUCCUUGUGACAUUUCAGUGUUGGAAAUUCAUCAGGAUUUAGACUGGAAUCCUAAGGUAUCAACCUUGAAUGUUUGGCCGCUCUACAUCUGUGAUGAUGGAGCUGUCAUUUUUUACAGGGACAAGACUGAGACCCUGAUGGAACUCACAGAAGAGCAGAGAAACGAACUGGUGAAGAAGGAAAGCAGUCGCCUGCAAAAAUCAGGUCACCGCGUGAACUACUCGCCUCGUAAAGAGAAAGCACUGAAGAUUUAUUUGGAUGGAGCCCCCAGUAAAGACUCGAGCCAGGACUGACCCUGAGCCUCCUGCCUGCCUCUCUCUCCCUGACACUGUGGACGGCUGCUCUGGCUGUCGAUCCCAUCCAUUAGGUGUACCUGAUGACACCAGCACUGAUUGGCUUGGUGCCCACCAAUCAGAAGCCCAGUGUUUGACUUGGAAUCAUGUGCAUUCUGGUCUGUUUGUAAAGUUUAACGAUGUGCAAAUGGGGGGAAAUGAAGAUAAUGUGGUCUCUGUGCACCUCAUCGCUAGAAAAGCUAAAUCCCAAGUGGGAUUUUAUAGCUGAAUAAAACCGUGCACAGACCUAAGAAUUUGUCAUCUAUUUUAUUCAUGUGUGCACAUACCUCAUUGAUGAAUUUAAGCUAGGCGUGUACUAUAGGGGGGAUGGUUGGGGUGGGGAAGGUGUUAAUCCAGUGUAAUUGAUGGAAUAGAGCGUAAUCAGAAAUACAGACAAAUGUCAUCAGUAACUUCCUUUUUAAAAAUUAGUUGCCCACACGUGGCUAAAGGCCAAACCUGCUGAUUUUGUUAGAAAUGAUGUAACUGAAUGGUUUUACAGUUUGGAUUUUAAAGCCCAGCACUCGUUACUUACUCAUAUCGUCUAAUACGCACACAAAGUCUCAGCCUAAGCUGCAGUUUGCCGUAAGUUCUGGGUCAGGGCAGAGACGCUUUAUACUAUUUGUGCAUACAUUACACACACAUUACACACACGCGCCACUCAAAUGCACACACUGUACAAUGUUAGAGGUGUGCUUAAACCUUCCAGUUUUGAGUUUUGUUUUUUUUUCUCAUCUGUUUGUCUAAUUUUUGGGCCUAAGUAAUUUUUGCACCUUUGAGAAUCUUGGUUUUAUUAAAAUGAAAGGCCACCUAGUUCUGAUUCUGUAUGUUGUAAUUUUAUGACCGUUGUACCAAGGUUUGGUCAGUGAGUGAAUCUCGCUCCAUGAAGAAGCACGAUGUUUUUAAUUCUCUGCUGUAUUUAAUUAAUUGAUAUACAAGUAUAUCUUUAAGCAUGAAUUUCAGCCAUGCAAAAAAAAACGAUUAAAAUGAACCACUUGGAAUAAAAGAGCUUGUUUCAUGGCUAGAUUCGCUCUGCACCAUCUAAUAAAAGCAGUAGAGUGGAAAGUACAUUUCAAUGCGCAAACUGUAGAUUUUUUUUGCCCCUAUAAGUUUUCAAGAGAUCUCUUUAAUUUUUAUGACAGUACAGAUCAUCAAAAAUGGCUUUGAAAGUAUUUUUUUCAUGCCCAAUGCUGUUUACAAAUGAGAAACAUGCCAAUAAAACAUUUAUUCAUUCUA
Callorhinchus milii (elephant shark) is the source of this 5540-nucleotide messenger RNA. RefSeq names its product ubiquitin carboxyl-terminal hydrolase 47. The record is from RefSeq and is a predicted model, not a curated record. Gene Ontology annotation, molecular function: cysteine-type endopeptidase activity; cysteine-type deubiquitinase activity. Gene Ontology annotation, cellular component: cytosol; nucleus. NCBI's taxonomy places the organism in Eukaryota, Metazoa, Chordata, Chondrichthyes, Chimaeriformes, Callorhinchidae. Gene Ontology annotation, biological process: protein deubiquitination.